AUGUCCUCCCCCGCCACCCUCUUCACCCUCCCCAUCGGCCCCUGCGGCAAGCACCCCGGCGGCACCCUCACAUGCACCGAGCCGCAGCCCCAGGUCUACCUGCUGACCUGGUCCUCGCCGCCCGACAACCGCCUCACGACGCCCUUUUGCAAGACGCUCCUCGCCGCCCUCGACAUUCUCGAGUACGACGACCGCUACGCGCCCGGCGUCGUCGUCACCACCUCGGCCAUUGCCAAAAACUACUCCAACGGCUUUGACCUCGAGCACACCCUCGCCGACAAGGAUGUGUUUUUUCCCUUUUUCUACAGCCUCUGGGUCCGGUUCCUGACAUACCCAAUGCCCACCGUCGCGCUCAUGAACGGCCACGGCUACGCCGCCGGCCUCAUGCUCGCCAUGGCCCACGACUACCGCCUCGCCCCGACCCCGCGCGGCUUCUUCUGCCUCCCCGAGCUCACCUACGGCCUGCCUCUCACCCCCGCCAUGGCCGCCAUCUUCCGCCACAAGCUCUCCGCGACCGCCCUGCGCGACCUCACCCUCGAGGCCGCGCAGCUCACCGGCCAGCAGAUUGUCGACAUGGGCGUCGCCGACGCCCUCGCCGCCUCCCAGGACGACGCGUGGAGGUUCAUCGCCGAGCGCAAGCUCGCGAGCAAGGCCAAGUCGGGCGUCUACGGCACCAUCAAGGGCGAAAUCUACAAGGAUCUGAUCAAGGAGCUGCGCGGCGAGGGCCUGGUGGCCGAGAGGAUCGAGUUUGGCAAGGUGUGGUACGAGCAGUGGAAGGCGGGCAAGGCCAAGCUGUAA
Molecule: messenger RNA, 798 nt
Organism: Akanthomyces muscarius
Lineage: Eukaryota; Fungi; Ascomycota; Sordariomycetes; Hypocreales; Cordycipitaceae
Exons: 3
Coding region: 1-798 (265 amino acids)
Biological process (GO): fatty acid beta-oxidation
Cellular component (GO): peroxisome
Molecular function (GO): enoyl-CoA hydratase activity; delta(3)-delta(2)-enoyl-CoA isomerase activity
Source: RefSeq, a predicted model, not a curated record